[Torrubiella] hemipterigena is the source of this 1653-nucleotide messenger RNA. NCBI's taxonomy places the organism in Eukaryota, Fungi, Ascomycota, Sordariomycetes, Hypocreales, Clavicipitaceae. The record is from the annotation of a GenBank genome assembly.
AUGGUCUCUCAGCCGGAGCCGCACGCUCGCCGUCGCGGCCCUUCGUCCGCCAUCAUCCCCCGCUACUCAUCCGGCUCAUCGUCCCGUGAAAAACGAUACAAUCGCUCGCAUGCCGGCGGCACAUCAUCGCAUGUCUUGAGGAAUGAGUUUCCGAUAUUCACGCAGAGCGGCGAUGUCGACAUAGUCAUCCGCGCAGGGCCGCUCGAAAAGACAUACCUCCUCCAUAAACACACGCUCACGCGAUGCAGCGGCUUCUUCGAGGCCAGCACCUCGGACGAGUGGUCGCGGGCGACUACUGUAAAUCCUACUGCUGCUACUUCUACGACAAAAUCAAAGCCAGACGCAGCGCAGACACCAAAGCGUCUGGCGGCUGGCAAUGAGCUAACACGGGUGGGCAACGCAUCAACAACAGACAUCGCCACAUCCCAGCCAACAGCUCCCCCAACUCCUCCUCUCUCUGCGACAUUCCAACCCAAACGCUGGCGAUACGAACUCGACUGGGGCUCCUCCGAGGAUGACAUCCCCAUGCUUGUCCAGAAAGAGGCCCAGUCGACCCCGGCACCUCUACAUUCGUCCAUCUUCGGCAACGUCCCGCCCAUAUCACGAACCAUGCAGCGCGCCCACACUCACUCCGUCUCUCUCGACAAUUCUUCCUCUGCCCGCCGCUCCUCCUUCUCCCGCUCCGUCGCCAAUCUCUCUCUCCACCACGCCGCCACCACCGGCCCUACCGCCGUCGUUGCAGCCCCCGAGGAACAGGACAUCCUCCGCGACUACGACAACCUCUUCCGCAUCUUCUACAACUACCCGCCCCUACUAGACGGCAUCAACGUCGCCGACGCCUAUGUCCAGUGCAAGCGCCUCCUCUCGCUAGCCGAUCAGUACGACGCCCUUGCUGUAGUUGGCCCUCGCGUCGACCACCACCUGCUGCAGUUCCAAGCCCGCCUGUGGAAGCAAGUCGCAAAGUACCCCGUAUCCUACCUCCGUCUUGGAUAUCUCGCUCGGUCCAAGGUCAUUUUCCAAGAAGCCCUCGUCCAUGUCGUGGGUCAGUGGCCGUCGGGCGAACGUAGUCUUCGCGCGUCUCUUCCCAGCGCCGUGCUCGAUCUGAUAGAAGACAAGGUCGACGAACUCGAAGAAACAGUAUCCCGCGUCGAAGGCCGUCUUUUCCGCAUCACACUGCUAACAUCACGCGGCGAGCGAGUCACCCCGCAGACAAGCUACCUCGACUGGCUUGUCCUGAGCCUCUUCCGGCAAUGGCUCGCCGACAACACCACGCCGCAGCCCAACCCGUCCUCAAACCGCACCCGCUCCGCCCUGCCGUCCUCGGUUCCGCCCAUGUCUGCAGCUGGCCGGGCGUACCGGACAAUUGCGAGCCGGCCUUCGUCUGCAUAUCUAAAUCAUGCUGUCUGCAAGGACUUCCUGAAGCUCACACCCGAUCUGUAUAGUCGCGAUAAUCUGCGCCGCUUUGAGAAGCGGCUGGAGGAAGUCAAGUCUAUGGCUCGUGAAAUCGUAGCCCCCGUUAUGGGAAGCAGCCUAGAGCUGGAUAUCCUCAGCGGUGGAAGUAGCAGAGACUCGGGCAAGCCGUCAGAUGGCAUUGGAUACCUGACUUGCACGGCCAUUCGCGAUGCAGAUCUACCUUGGUCGCUGGACGACUAA